ACUACGGGAGCAGGGGUCACGAGUCCGUCCCAGCUCCCGCUUGUUCUUCCGCGAAAAAAAUGUUCAUUUCCAUAUGGCAGUACCUCUAUACAAACUUUUUUCGAUUUUGGUUGAAGUGGAUCUUGCGAUUGAUCACCAGAAAAUGCGAACUACAGCGAAUCUGUGAUGGUUUUAAAAGUGGGGAAAGAACAUACAAGAUGGAAAUUGCUUUGGAAUUCUCAAAAAAUAAGGUUUUACAAAAGGCUACAUUUGUCAAUCAAAAUAACAUAGAAGAAUGUGUAGAAGAUAUAAUGAAGGAAAAGAAUAUUAACCCAAAAAAGGACAAAAGGUUUAAAGUCUGCAUGAAAGCAUGCUUAUUGCAGAUAUCUGGCUAUAAGCAGCUCUACUUGGAUGUAGAAAAUAUAAGAAAAAGUUCUUAUGAUUCUAGUAACCAGUAUCACGAGGAACUACUAUUGAAGCUUUGGAGUCUGCUGAUGCCUUAUGAAAAACUGAAGGCUAGAAUCACCAAGCAGUGGUCUGACAUUGGUUUCCAAGGUGAUGAUCCCAAAACAGACUUCAGAGGCAUGGGCUUGCUGGGAUUAGUCAAUCUUGUGUAUUUGAGUGAAAAGUACACCAAAGAAGCUCAUCGGAUUCUAAGUCAUUCAAGUCAUCCAACUUUGGGAUACUCCUUUGCAAUAGUUGGGAUCAAUCUAACAGAAAUGGCUUAUAGCUUAUUGAAGAAUAAUGCUUUGAAGUUUCAUUUCUAUAACUCUGUUUCUGGUUGUCCAACAAUGGAACACUUUCAUCAAUUUUAUUGCUAUCUCUUCUAUGAGUUUGAUAAAUUUUGGUUUGAAGAGGAGCCAGAAAGCAUUAUGUAUUUCAACCUUUAUAGAGAAAAGUUUCAUGAAAAAAUUAAGAGACUUCUGUUGGAUUUCAGAGUAAUACUUACCUUAAAAGUAUGA
This is a messenger RNA of Gracilinanus agilis (Agile Gracile Mouse Opossum), 941 nucleotides long. RefSeq names its product ELMO domain containing 2 (gene ELMOD2). Gene Ontology annotation, molecular function: GTPase activator activity. The coding region runs from base 60 to 941 and encodes 293 amino acids. The transcript is spliced from 9 exons. NCBI's taxonomy places the organism in Eukaryota, Metazoa, Chordata, Mammalia, Didelphimorphia, Didelphidae. Gene Ontology annotation, cellular component: membrane. The record is from RefSeq and is a predicted model, not a curated record.